AAAAAAACAAUCAAAACGGACAGAGGUGAACGGCAAGCCACCAGCAGCAACGCCAACUUACCGGAAGUCAUUACAGUGUAACUGCAAUAAGUUCUCAUCGUAUUGGACUGUAAUUUAGUUCAGAAAGCCUUAUUUGUUUGUAAAACUUUUAAAACCCAAGUUUAGAAUAGUUGUCAUUUAUUUUUGUUAGUCUCAAUAUUUAUUUUUUUCCUUUUUCUACCUCCAUAGAAAGUGCCUCAGUACACAUUGAUCAUCCAAGCAACAGACAUGGAGGGCACCCCCAUGGAUGGUCUCUCCAGCACAGCCACAGCCGUCAUCAUAGUUACAGCCAUUGAUGACAAUCCACCGGAGUUUACUGCUGAGAUGGAACAUGCUGUCCCUCCAGUCAUGUCCAAGAAUUUAGAGGAAAUAGUGUUUCCUAUGCAAAACACGGACAGCCAACUAAAACGCAUGAAAAGAGACUGGGUCAUCCCUCCAAUCAAUGUCCCUGAGAACUCGCGGGGCCCAUUCCCACAAGAGCUAGUCCGGAUCAGAUCAGAUCAUGAUAAAAACCGGUCUCUAAGAUACAGUGUGACGGGCCCGGGUGCUGACCAGCCUCCAAAUGCAAUCUUCACUAUUGACCCCAUUUCUGGAGAGCUCACGGUUAACAAGCCCCUCGAUCGAGAGCACAUCUCCAACUUCCAUUUAAGAGCUCAUGCAGUGGACUUGAACGGCAACCAGGUUGAAAACCCUAUUGAUAUUGUGAUCAAUGUGAUCGACAUGAAUGACAACAGACCUGAGUUCACUCAUCAGAUCUGGAAUGGCACUGUUCCAGAAGGUUCCAAGCCAGGGACAUUUGUCAUGACUGUAACAUCUCUAGACAAAGAUGAUCCCAAAACAGCAAAUGGUAUGCUUCGUUACAAGAUUUUGUCUCAGACUCCAGAGAGCCCGACCUCCAAUAUGUUCACCAUCAACCAUGAAACUGGAGACAUCAUUACAGUAGCAGCAGGCUUGGACAGAGAGUUCGAGAAAUACGCCAAUAUUCAGACUGCUUGA
This is a messenger RNA of Nematolebias whitei (Rio pearlfish), 1035 nucleotides long. Its product is annotated as cadherin-2-like. The record is from RefSeq and is a predicted model, not a curated record. NCBI's taxonomy places the organism in Eukaryota, Metazoa, Chordata, Actinopteri, Cyprinodontiformes, Rivulidae. The coding region runs from base 268 to 1035 and encodes 255 amino acids. Gene Ontology annotation, biological process: brain development; adherens junction organization; regulation of axonogenesis. The transcript is spliced from 6 exons. Gene Ontology annotation, molecular function: calcium ion binding; cadherin binding. Gene Ontology annotation, cellular component: cytoplasm; plasma membrane; apical part of cell.